Molecule: messenger RNA, 2243 nt
Organism: Merops nubicus (carmine bee-eater)
Lineage: Eukaryota; Metazoa; Chordata; Aves; Coraciiformes; Meropidae
Gene: NCAPG
Product: non-SMC condensin I complex, subunit G
Exons: 15
Biological process (GO): mitotic chromosome condensation
Cellular component (GO): condensin complex; cytoplasm; condensed chromosome
Source: RefSeq, a predicted model, not a curated record
CAGAACCACGCGAGGCUUGUUGUGGCUUUGAAGAACACCUACGCUCAGUUGGAAGAUAAGGAAUGUUUUCAUGAAAAAUUCGUUCAUUUCCUUAAGUAUGCUAUGAUAAUCUACAAGCGGGAACCAGCAGUGGAACAAGUGAUCAAUUUUGUGGCCAGUUUUGUUACUUCAUUUUAUCAAAUGGAGAAAGUGGAUGGUGGUGAGGAAAGAGAAGAUAAUUUACUUCUGAAUUAUGUGUUUAACUUUUUACUUGAGUCUCACGAUGCAAACAGCCAUGCAGUUAGAUUUCGAACGUGUCAGCUUGUUAACAAGAUUUUGGGAAAUAUGCCAGAGAAUGCCCAGAUUGAUGAUGACUUAUUUGAUAAAAUCAAUGAAGCUAUGAUGAUUAGACUUAAAGAUAAAUUUUCAAACGUGAGAAUUCAGGCUGUCUUGGCCCUGUCAAGACUUCAAGAUCCUAAGGAUGAAAACUGCCCUGUUGUUAAUAUUUACAACACAUUGCUUGAAAAUGAUUCAAAUUCAGAAGUGAGGCGUGCAGUGCUAUCAUGUAUUGCUCCAUCAGCAAGAACUUUGCCAAAAAUUGUAGGCCGCACUAUGGAUGUAAAGGAAGCUGUCAGGAAGCUGGCAUAUGAGGUUUUGGCAGAAAAAGUUCACAUGAGAGCUCUGUCAAUAGCACAGAGAGUUAAGCUGUUGCAACAAGGAUUUAAUGACAGAUCUGAUGCUGUUAAGGAGGCAAUGAAAAAGAAGCUGCUUCAAGCCUGGUUACAAUUGACUGAAGGGGAUCUCUUAGAAUUGCUUCAUCGACUGGAUGUGGAGGACUGCCCAGAAGUGGCCAUUCCAGUACUAAAUGCUGUGUUUUCAUUAUCCUCCCUUCCUGACUUGGUUCAGAACUGUAAAACCCUUGACAGCAGAAAACUGAUUCCACUGGAAGACUUAACAGCUGAGAAUGUGUUAUAUUGGAGAUGUCUUUGUGAAUAUGUAAAAUCAAAAGGUGAAGAAGGUGAAGAUUUACUAGAGCAGGUGUUGCCAGAACCAGCUAUAUAUGCAGAUUACUUAUUAAGCUACCUUCAAAAUAUGCCAGUUCUUAGUGAAGAACAAAGAGAAGACUUUAAUUGUUUUGAAAACCUGAUGACAAAAGAAUUUAUAGGACAGCAACUGAUUCUUAUCAUAGACUGCAUGGAUACCACAGAAGAAGGAGGGAGAAAGCAUCUGUUGGCUACUUUACAAAGGAUUCUUAUUCUACCUACAACUUCAACAGCCCUUGUAUCUCUGCUUGCAGAAAGAUUACUUGGUAUUGUUAAGGAUGAUGACAGAAGGAUUCAAAUUAUUGCAGAAAUCAUAUCAGAAGUUCGUGAGCCAGUUGUUACAGUUGACCAGCCUGUUGAUGUUGCUGAAAUAAGAAAGCGGGAGCUCAAGUUGGCUGAAAUAAAAGUGAAACUUUUUGAAGCAAAACAAGCUUUGGAAGAAUGCAUUGCUGUGCAGGAUUUUAAUAGAGCAUCAGUAUUAAAAGAGACAAUAACUGAGUUGGAACAGAGAAAAAAUGAACUGAUAAAAGAAGCAGAGCAACCUGAAAUUAAAGAAAUGCGUGUGGAGAAGAAUGAUCCUGAAACACUGUUGAAGUGUCUGAUGAUGUGCUAUGAGCUCCUGAAGAUCAUGUCCCUUUCUAAAGGAAUUGGUCCAACUAUUAAAGAACUCACUGAAUCUCUGAUACUUCCUGGCAUAACUAAUGUCCAUCCAGCUGUGAGAAAUAUGGCAGUUCUGUGUUUGGGGUGCUGUGGCCUUCAGAGCAAAGAAUUUGCUCGACAACAGCUUACAUUGCUGCUACAGGUGUUACAAAUAGAUAAUAUAAAGGUAAAGCUCAGUGCUUUGAAGGCAAUCUUUGAUCAACUGAUGCUGUUUGGGAUUGAGCCAUUUAAAGCCAGAAGAGGCAAUGACUCUGCAAGUGAAGAUGGACAUACUAGAACUGAAAAUUGUGAGGAAGAAAAUAAAACAGUAGAGGAGGAAGAUGACAAUGCUACAAUUCACAGCCUCCUGCAGCUUCUUUCUAGCUUCUUAGACAGUGAGUUUUCAGAGCUUAGGACAGAAGCUGCAGAAGGCAUAGCCAAACUGAUGUUCUCUGGGAGGCUGGUUAGUGCCAAGCUUCUUUCCCGGCUUGUCUUGAUGUGGUAUAAUCCUGUCACUGAAGAGGAUACUCGGCUCAGACACUGUCUAGGAGUUUUCUUCCCUUUAUUUGCUUAUGCAAAUAG